Messenger RNA from Sorghum bicolor (sorghum), 2522 nucleotides. Its product is annotated as probable inactive purple acid phosphatase 1. The transcript has 13 exons. Gene Ontology annotation, molecular function: acid phosphatase activity; metal ion binding. The record is from RefSeq and is a predicted model, not a curated record. NCBI's taxonomy places the organism in Eukaryota, Viridiplantae, Streptophyta, Magnoliopsida, Poales, Poaceae. Bases 47 to 2149 code for a protein of 700 amino acids.
UAUAUGGAGCAUCCCGACAAGGGCUACCUCGACAGCAGAGCUCUCCAUGGCGACGGGCGCCCCUCAUCCAUAUUUCCAAAGCUCUGCAUUCGUGGCCGGCGUUCAGUUCCUGACGCCACUCUUGUUCCGGGAAUAUUCCACUCCUGCUCUCCUCCAUGAUUGGAUACUAUUUAUCCGCAAAUCCAACACUGUUCCUCAUCAAGCUGCUACCUUUUUCCCCCUUGGAGAUUGCUACAGCAAGUGGUUGGGGAUUUCAGCUGCUAGCUGUUUGUUUCAGGGGCAGGGCAGCAUGAGGGCGCCGGUUCUGCUAUGGGCGGCCACCACGUGGCUGGCCGUCAGCGCCGUGGCUCACCCUGGCAGAGGCGGCGGCGGCGGCGGCGGCGGGGAGCAGCCGCUGUCGAGGAUCGCCGUCGAGAGAGCGGUCCUCGCCGUCGACGAUGCCGCGCACGUCAAGGCGUCCCCUUUGGUUCUUGGGCUCACGGGCGAGAACAGUGAAUGGGUGGACGUGGAGUUCUUCCAUCCCAACCCAUCCAGUGACGAUUGGAUCGGUGUGUUCUCUCCUGCGAAUUUCAGUGCUGCAAUCUGUGAGCCUGAGAAUAAGAGGCAGUAUCCUCCAGUGCUUUGCACUGCACCUAUCAAGUACCAGUUUGCAAACUUCACAAAUGAUGGCUAUAACAAGACUGGAAAGGGAUAUCUGAAGCUUCAGUUGAUCAACCAGAGGGAAGAUUUCUCGUUCGCACUUUUUUCAGGAGGCCUCUUGAAGCCCAAGCUGAUUGCUGUCUCAAACAAGGUAGCAUUUGCGAAUCCAAAGGCACCAGUCUACCCACGUUUAGCACAAGGGAAGUCUUGGAAUGAAAUGACAGUCACCUGGACAAGUGGCUAUGAUAUUACCGAAGCGGUUCCUUUUGUUGAAUGGGGCGAGAAAGGAGGACGCCGCUUUCUUGCUCCAGCUGGAACAUUAACAUUUGACAGAAAUAGCAUGUGUGGUGCACCAGCCCGAACUGUUGGUUGGCGCCAUCCUGGUUACAUUCAUACUAGCUACCUGAAGGAUCUGUGGCCAGACUCACCGUACACUUACAGGCUUGGCCACAGGUUAAUGAAUGGGACCCGCGUCUGGAGCAAAUCAUACAGCUUCAAAGCAUCACCUUACCCUGGACAAGAUUCUUUGCAACGAGUCAUCAUAUUCGGAGACAUGGGAAAGGCAGAGGCAGACGGUUCAAAUGAGUUCAACAACUUCCAGCCAGGUUCACUAAACACUACUCACCAGGUCAUCAGUGACAUAGAAAACAUCGACAUGGUGGUCCACAUUGGGGACAUCUGCUACGCGAAUGGCUACUUGUCUCAAUGGGACCAGUUCACUGCACAGAUCGAACCAAUCGCUUCAAGGGUGCCAUACAUGAUUGGCAGUGGUAAUCAUGAGAGGGAUUGGCCUGGCACUGGUUCAUUCUACGGGAAUCUCGACUCCGGCGGAGAAUGCGGUGUCCCUGCCCAAACCGUGUUCUACACACCAGCUGAGAACCGUGCAAAGUUCUGGUACGCAACAGACUACGGCAUGUUCAGGUUCUGCAUCGCGAACACAGAAGAGGACUGGAGGCCCGGGACCGAGCAAUACAAGUUCAUCGAGCAAUGCCUGUCUUCUGUCGACAGGCAGAAGCAGCCAUGGCUCAUCUUCCUCGCGCACCGCGUUCUUGGCUACUCGUCCUGCGCCUACUACGAGUUAGAGGGCACGUUCGAGGAACCCAUGGGGCGGGAAGCGCUGCAGGAGCUCUGGCAGAAGUACAAGGUCGAUCUCGCCUUCUAUGGACAUGUCCACAGCUAUGAAAGGACAUGCCCAGUCUAUCAGAGUCAAUGCGUUGUCGAGGCGUCGGACCACUACAGCGGCCCGUUCCAGGCGACGACGCACGUCGUCGUCGGCGGCGCAGGAGCCAGUCUCUCGAAGUUCACCGACUCAAAGAUUCAGUGGAGCCACUUCACUGACUUCGAUCAUGGCUUCGUCAAGCUCACGGCUUUCAACCACUCGUCCCUGCUGUUCGAGUACAAGAAGAGCCGCGACGGCAACGUGUACGACCAUUUCACGAUCUCGCGGGACUACCGGGACAUCCUCGCUUGCUCCGUCGACAACUGCCCCUGGAGCACACUGGCUUCAUGAAGUCUCGUGAUCUAGCAUUCAGACAAGGAAUUCAGUUCAUGGGGUGGGUCUCUUGCAGUUGCAGGGCAGCGGCGAUUCAGUUACUGUACAUAGUUUUUUUUUUGGGAGUGCGCCAAUAAAAUGAGGCAUUUUCUUUUCUGCCUGCAUACCUGCAGAUGAAACAGUGGGUGCCUUUUGUUCUACUCAUAGCUAUACUAGUAAUGUUUUAGUAGGAUGAGGUGCAGUGCUUUGCAGUUUGUCAAGUUUUUUGUUUACUUUUCUUUAAAUAAGGGUAGAUUCUCUAGAACCUAGGAUGAAAAACAAGGUGAGCACGUGGGACUCAAACUCAGGUGGUUGGCAACGAGGCAAACAACAGGACCACAUGCUGGUAAAA